ACACACACACACACAUAUCCCUGAAUCAAUCACAUUCAUUGUGAAUGGGAAAAAAAAAACAGCUAUAUAUGGAGAACUGAUGUCACAAGUGGUUGGAGCGCGACACCUAUAAGUGUCGGCGCAUCGGGAGACAGCGUGGCAAAGCUGUGAACGGCUCCACGUUAGAUCAGGCUCCAGUUCGGCAUCAGCGACGCAAUAUCCGUCACCAUGCAUCACCCGAGGAUGCCGGCGCUCAUCUUACUCCUGUUUGUAUUGCUGCGUUGCAUCGCCGCUGCCCCGAGCAACAGACACUCCAGUUCCAGCUCAUUCGGCGAGGAGGAGAGUGCCCUGCUGCCAGAUGGCCGAGAAAGUUCCGUGCCAAUGUUCCCUUUCUCCAACCCCUUCCUCGGCCUCAUAGCCACUCGAGAGGUCCCGGAUAAGAACAGCCAUCUCAUCCAGAAGAGAAAGUGCAACACGGCCACCUGCGUCACCCAAAGAUUAGCAGACUUUCUGGUGCGUUCCAGUAACACCAUCGGUACCGUGUAUGCGCCGACCAACGUGGGAUCUACCACCUAUGGCAAGCGGGAACUACUUCUGCCUCCCGACUACUACUUUCCGCUCUAGAACAGACGACAAAAACCAGUGAUGACCGUCUGAUGAUGACUGUACAAUAAAUAUGAAUU
This is a messenger RNA of Hippocampus comes (tiger tail seahorse), 662 nucleotides long. It is a transcript of the gene iapp, whose product is annotated as islet amyloid polypeptide. Gene Ontology annotation, molecular function: hormone activity. Bases 208 to 603 code for a protein of 131 amino acids. The record is from RefSeq and is a predicted model, not a curated record. The transcript is spliced from 4 exons. Lineage: Eukaryota; Metazoa; Chordata; Actinopteri; Syngnathiformes; Syngnathidae. Gene Ontology annotation, cellular component: extracellular region.